Messenger RNA from Castor canadensis (American beaver), 9026 nucleotides. Lineage: Eukaryota; Metazoa; Chordata; Mammalia; Rodentia; Castoridae. The record is from RefSeq and is a predicted model, not a curated record.
UUUUGCUUCAAUUUGUUUUUCAUAUAGAGUCUCACACUUUUGUCUGGGCUGGCCUUAAGCCUGGAUCCUCUUACCUCCACCUCCUGAUAACAGACAUGAGGCAUCAUGCUCAGCCUAGGCAUUCUUCUUGAGUCACUCUUUACUCUUAAACCUUUAGAAGCUUCUUACUUCCCACUUAAGUGCCAUCAAUCCCACUCCCCUCUCUAUGUCCCCAGUAAGUGCCUCUCUGUUCUUAUCAGACUAACCCAGAAAGAAGCUUUACUGAGAUCUGAUUAUUAAUCACCACUCAUGCUAAUUCUGUCCCAAAGACAUCUUUACUCUUCCUGUCCAGCAGUUGAGUACCAUCCUUCAAAUCCAAGAAACCUGCUCCGUCCCUAUGGUUCUAGCCCUCAAGGAUCAACCUAUAGCUAAACUGUCACGGCCUUCAGCAGUCACUCAUUCUGCACUUGCAUUUGCUCUUUUGUCUGUUGUCAUCUCCCCAACUAGACUGAGAGCUGCUUGAGGGUUUCUAUCACAAAGGACACCUGGUACCUUUCCAGACAUAUAGAGCUCACCAAUGAGUACAAGAGGAUGGACAUAAUACAGAUUGAUUUCUGUGACUCUUAUUAGCCAGUCGUACUUUCCACUUCCAAGCUUUAUGGUAUAAGGGAUGCUGAGAAAGAAUUACUUCUCUGCAGUGACAUCCCAAAGACUUCAGUGAAAUGUCUGGUGUUUUCUGGUUAGUGUUGCUGCUGAUUCUGAGUCACUACUCAUUUGUGGAGACUGUAAGCCUCACAUUAUGAUUCACAUUCUAAAAAUGGGGUGAAGUUUUUACUGAGGAACUAAUUCCAGUCUGAACAUAGUCUAACCAUUAUUGGGUCUCUGUGAGUUUUGUGCUGCUCGCAUAGCACUUCUCAAGGUCUAGUGUCUUAUGGUUUCUUGGCCAUAGUGAUUCCACAGCAAAAGCCUAGAAUGCAUUUCACAGGGCUGUGAUGGAGGGUUUCCUGUAGCAAAUGUUCCACCAGCCUUUCUUGGGACUACUCAUUUUCUAUAACUAGCUCAUAUCUGAUCUGGGAUGGGCAGGCUAAGGAAGGGUAAGUAAAUUUUCAGGCAACUUUUUGAGCAAUGGUCUUGGUUUCUUAGCUAGAAUAUGUAUCUGUGUAUAAAGAAAAAGUUUCAGAACUAGCCUUCAGGGCCCUGUAACUGAGUGCUUGACUCCACUUAGAAUCUAGGAGAGCUGCUCUAACAAUGACUGAAAAAAGAAAUCACUAAAUCCAGAAUGUGUAAGUGAUAGAAAUGGGUGACUUUAUGAAACCUGUGCUCUAGUCCUAAGACUUCCACUAACAAGCUGUGCAACUGGGGUGAGGCAUUUAACAGCAGCAACAGUGAUAUGUGAUGCUGAUGUUUAUAAAGGUUUUGAAAUGGGGCCUGUUACAGAGUAAGCUUUCUGUAAGGUCACCUGCUAUUAUUGUCACUAUUAUGGAGCACUUAUUACACCCAGUACUAAGCUCUGACAUAUAUUACCUCAUCUAAUCCUUAAAAUUAUGAAGUGAGUUUUGUUAUUCUUGCUACAUAGGGGUGAACAGAGAUUUAAAGAAGGUGAGUUAUGAGUUCAAGAUUAUACAGGACUCAAAUCUGCACACCUGACUUCUCAGCCCAUGUACUCCAUCUCUCUUAUUAAGCUUGAUUUCCUGUGCCUCAGUUUUCUCACCAUUAAACUUGGGAGCUGCACUACUGAUCUUUAAAACUCCCUAAUUCUAAAUGUUCUGUUUUUCCCUGUUACCUUCAUCUUUUCCUUCUCUUUAUCCCUUCCUCCCUCCCCACCCCACUUAUCCAUGGAUUUUGCUGAGUUCAUCAUCACGGGAUCAGCAGGAUGUUCUCCCCAUUGAGUGAUUUCUGCUUGGCAGAUGAUGCAAAGGCAGGAAGAGCUAAUCUGCCUACGUUCUGAGUAUUGCCCUUGGCAAGACCCCUGAAACAGACGGUAGGCACAAGUCUACUGUACUGCCAUACACCCCAUCUACCCCAGACACUAUUCUGGAGUCCACCUGAGGUCAGCAGUGUGAAGAUGACCAGAACCUUCUUUUUAGCAUGACGACCUUGGAUCAUGUGAUUGCUACCCAUCAGUCAGAGUGGGUCUCCUUCAAUGAAGAGCCACUCUUUCCUGUCCCCUCUGAGGGGGCCACUGAAGAACACUUCCCAGGACUCUUAUCUUCUUCAGACCAGUCUGAGAGCUCCUCUGGGGAGAACAAUGUGGUGGAUGGAGGCUCUCAGGACCUUUCCCAUUCUGAGCAGGAUGACUCUUCUGAAAAGAUGGGUCUCAUCUCUGAAGCAGCCUCCCCUCCUGGGAGCCCUGAGCAGCCUCCUGACCUGGCUUUGGCCAUCAGCAACUGGGUUCAAUUUGAAGAUGACGCAACCUGGGCUAGCACCUCACCACCUCAUAAGGAAACAGUUCUCCCAUUGACCAUGCCCUGCUGGACAUGCCCUUCCUUCGACUCCCUGAAGAAAUGCCCUCUGACUUCCGAAAGCAGCUGGACCACCCAUUCAGAAGACACCAGCAGUCCUAGUGUGGGCCCUUCCUAUACAGACCUGCAGUUCAUCCAGGUGGAGGAGCAGGCCAGCGGCAGGGCUUCUGGGGCUGACUCAACUGACAAUUCCUCCUCCCUCCAGGAAGAUGAAGAGGUAGAGAUGGAGGCCAUCAGCUGGCAGGCCAGCAGUCCAGACAUGAAUGGACAUCCUGCCCCUUCAGUGACCUCUGCUCGUUUCCCCAGCUGGGUUACUUUUGAUGACAAUGAAGUCAGCUGCACUUUGCCACCAAUCACCUCCCCUCUGAAAUCAAAUACACCAUCUAUUACACCUGUGACCCCAGAUGUACCUUAUAACUCAACUGGGUCAUUUAAGAGGGACCGUCCCAAGAGCACUUUGAUGAGCCUCUCCAAAGUUCAGAAGCUAGACAUCUCCUCCUUAAACCAUUCACCUUCCAUACCUGAGGCACCACCGUGGAGAGCAACCAAUCCUUUCCUGAAUGAGACUCUACAGGAUGUACAGCCCUCCCCUAUCAACCCUUUCAGUGCUUUCUUUGAGGAACAGAAGCGGCGCUCCCAAAACAGUUCUAUUUCCAGUGCCAUGGGCAAAAGCCAAAGGGAUUCUCUCAUUGUCAUCUAUCAGGAUGCCAUCAGUUUUGAUGAUUCCAGCAAAAAUCAGUCACACUCUAAUGCUGUUGAAAAACUCAAACAACUCCAAAUUGAUGAUCCCGAUCACUUUGGCAAUGCAACACUACCUGAUGAUGACCCGAUUGCCUGGGUUGAACUAGAUGCUCACCUGUCUGGAUAUGCUCUGUCCCAGCCCAGGGAUGGUUGGCCAAUGAUGUUGAGGAUCCCUGAGAAGAAAAACAUCAUGUCCUCCAGGCACUGGGGACCAAUCUACAUCAAACUAACAGACAGUGGUUACCUGCAGCUGUAUUAUGAGCAGGGUCUAGAAAAGCCAUUCCGUGAGUUCAAGCUGGAGACCUGUCAUGAGGUUUCUGAACCCCGGCUUCAAAACUAUGAUGAGAAUGGGAGGAUCCAUAGCUUGCGGAUAGACCGUGUCACCUAUAAGGAAAAGAAGAAAUACCAGCCGAAACCCGCCGUGGCCCACACAGCGGAGAGGGAACAAGUGAUUAAGUUGGGCACCACUAAUUAUGAUGACUUUCUGAGCUUUAUCCGGGCAGUUCAGGACCAUCUCAUGGACCUGCCAGUCUUGUCAAUGGACCUAAGCACAGUUGGCUUGAACUACCUUGAAGAGGAGAUCACAGUGGAUGUCAAGGAUGAAUUCUCUGGUAUUGUAAGCAAAGGAGACAACCAGACUCAACACCAAGUCUUGACACGGAUUCACAUUCUGAGUUUCCUCUCUGGACUUGCAGAGUGCCGCUUGGGCCUCAAUGAUGUUCUCAUCAAAGGAAAUGAAAUAGUUUCUCGACAGGACAUCAUGCCCACCACCACCACAAAGUGGAUUAAGCUCCAUGAGUGCCACUUUCAUGGAUGUGUGGAUGAAGAUGUAUUCAACAGCUCUCGAGUUAUUCUGUUCAAUCCUUUGGAUGCAUGCCGGUUCGAGCUAAUGCGAUUCAGGACAGUGUUUGCUGAAAAGACUUUGCCCUUCACACUCAGGACGGCAGCAAGCAUCAAUGGGGCGGAGGUGGAGGUACAGAGCUGGCUGAGGAUGUCAACUGGCUUCUCCUCUAACCGUGAUCCUCUCACUCAGGUUCCUUGUGAGAAUGUAAUGGUUCGUUACCCAGUGCCUAGUGAGUGGGUGAAAAACUUCCGCAGGGAAAGCGUCUUGGGGGAAAAGUCUUUGAAAGCCAAAGUUAACCGGGGGGCAAGUUUUGGCUCAACUAGCAUCUCUGGCUCUGAGCCUGUUAUGAGAGUAACUCUGGGAACAGCCAAGUAUGAGCAUGCCUUCAACUCCAUUGUGUGGAGGAUAAACCGACUGCCUGACAAAAACUCAGCGUCUGGUCACCCACACUGUUUCUUUUGCCACCUUGAACUUGGCUCUGACCGGGAAGUGCCUUCCAAAUUUGCCAGUCACGUGAACGUGGAGUUCAGCAUGCCCACGACUUCUGCCUCCAAAGCUGCUGUGAGAUCCAUCUCGGUGGAAGACAAGACUGAUGUCAGGAAGUGGGUCAAUUAUUCCGCACACUACAGCUACAAGGUGGAAAUUGAACAAAAAAAGAGUUUGAAGCCAGACUUUGAAGGAGAUGAAAUGGACAAUCCCAAGGAGUGUGGGAUACAGUGACAAAGAGCUACUAUAUCAAGGAACCCUGACCCAAGAGUCAUGACAGAGUGUCUUCUGAAUAGCUGAAGUUUAAGUCAAUCCUGCUGGGGCCACUCCAUGAUAAGAAUAGUCUGUCAGCUUCCUGUUUGCAGUUACCUGUAUUUUAACAGGAACCUGAGGCGGUUGCUUUGGAGAGGCUCAUUGACUCUGCUCACACCUGAAGCAUGUGGUUCACCUGACUUUUGGAGCUUAUUGUAUAAUUAAGCUGCUUUUCCUCAUUUCCGCUUAUGUUGCAGCAUUGGUAUAUAGUUUGUGGCAGUAGUAUCUGGAAAAGAAUCUCCAACAUCAGUGCUGGCACGAUUUAUUUCUGAUAUUCAUCUGUCACUCAUGAGUUUCUGGAAAAAGCAGUCUUGAGAAGUUAAGAAUCCAUCUCUGUCACUCUUUCUAUAAAAGGUUUAGAAAAGGUUCAAAGCAAAUUUUCCUUUGAGUCUACUAGACCUUUUGUAGCAAGUCUCCAAUCUUAAAAUGUAACACUAUGCAUCCAAAGUUUUCCAGAUGUGUCCUUCCUGGUUUGAGAUUGUUUAUAUGUUUUCUAAACAAUCCUAAUAUAUCCUAAGUCAAAAUAGACAAGGGGAAAAAAGACCCAAUUGAAUAUUUUUUAUUCAGUGAUUGGACCUACAUUCUAUAAACAGAUUGGAUUGGAUUCACAUUGUGUUGAAGGGAAAGCAAUGAACUUGUCUUCAUUUUGUGGAACAGGGUAAGAUUAUAUUCAGUUCAGGAGACAGAUUCAAUCCUGUGAAUUCCCAAAUGCACACUGAAAACUAUUUACCACUUCUUAUUCCUGAAACAUGUGAAUAAAUGCCCUUAAGCAUUUGUCAGGUGCAUUUGUGAGUUCUUUUAUACCUCAUAGCUAACAAACUGUUGUGUGUCUCUUUAACCAACUUUACAGGAAAUUCAAGCUGAAAAGAUAAUUUUUAUAACCAAGCUUAAAUGAGCUUUCCCCCAAAAUUCAAUUUGAUAAUCAUAGUAUUACAAUACAUCAAAAAGGCAGAAGACUGUAUGGUAGGGAUGGGGAAAAGCCACAUUUCCCAAAGUUGUGAACAUUAAAUCCUGAUUCCAAGAGUUAGGACACUCAGUCUUCUUUUUCUUCAUCUGCUCCUGCCUACCUCUGCUUCUUAUUUGUACCAUGGUGUUUUCUCUCAUAAAGAAUAGAGUGAGAGUACAGAAAGCACACUUUAUCAGAUUUGUAGAUGAUACAGAAAUAGAUAAUAUUUCCAGUUUCUGGCUGACAGAUUGAAGAUUAAUUUAUUCAAUGAACAUUCAUUGAAUUUUAUGUACUGACACUAAGUUAUAGAAAUCAUCAGUGUUUUAAAGGAAGCAUAGGACUGAAACUAAAAGGAUGAGAUUGAAUAGGCAUUAAUGAGAAACCCUAUAUUCUCAAGUUUUUAUAUUUAAAAUGCAGCUGUCAGAGUACAGAGUUGAGUGUGUAUGAGAGUGUUUUUGUAUCUGUAUUUGUGUGCUUAUGUGUAUGUGUUGGUGAGAAGGGUGUUUGGAAGACCUGGUUUUCCAGCAGUUCAUGUAGAAAUGUUUUCUUAAGGAAAUGGAAAUUCAAUUUUUAAUUGUGGGUAUAUCAUUGCUAUUCACAAAGCUAAUGUAUUCACUCUCAAUCUGUGUUAAAAGAUGUUUAGAGAACUCUGCAUGAGGUAUUGGCCAGUACAUAUCUAAAUGGAGUGUUGGGUUCAAUUACAGAUACUCUACUUUAAGAGAAACAUUUAUAAGUUGAUUGUGUCCACAGACAAAUGUACAGGGUUGUGAAAGUCUGAUUAUAUAAAACUAAUAGAGCUCCCCUAUAGAACAGAAAGUACAGCUGGGAAUGGAGUGCAGAGAAGGUGAGAAUGAUAUAAUAGCUGCCUCAACAUUUCUGUUGAGCUAUAAAAAGGGAGGAAUUAGAUUUGUUUAGUAUAGCUUCAUGCAAGAAAAGUAAGAACAAAGAAGAUCUUUUAGAUAAGAUGUUUGCUUCAAUAUAAGAACUUUCUAAUAAGCAUUGUUCUAAAGAGGUGAAAUGUGCUGUUGUUAUGAAUACACAAGUGUUAAAAUAACCACCUAUCCCAGGUGCUAUGAAAGUGACUCUCACAUUGGAUUUGAGCUGGAUGAAGACCAAGAUCCCUUCCAAAUAGUCUCAAAGGAAUGAGCCUAUCUAACCCCACAAUUUGUAAGUGUUUCAAUGCUAUUUGAAAUGCAAUGAAGUCUCCAAAAGGAGUUUCUCAAGGGAUUUCAGAGCAUAUCCUUUCCUCUGUUUUACUAAAGACACUUAAGAUUCCUCACAGGAUGCCCAGUAGGUUAGGGGAGUGACAAGAGGAAUGAAGGCCAUCUAUCCCAGAACUUACUUACCCACACUUAGCACCGUGUCAAGAUCUGUGUCCACCUGCUAGCAUCAUGCAUAUUACCUGUUGAAUCUCAUUCCUUCUCCUCGAUUAAUUCUCAUUGCCUUCAUACUUUCACCUGGAUUGUUUUUUGUUUUGUUCUGUUUUUUAACCAAGAGGUGGGAAAACCCUUUGUAUGCUUUUUUAUUCAGCAAGCAAAUUAUUCCUAAUUUUUAAAAACCUAUCUUAAUUCCAUCAAAUUUGUUUUGCCUCUGUUACUUUUAGGGAACUGGUUAUGAGUAAUAUUUAGAGGACUGGAGGAUAUAAUGCAAUAUGUCUUGAGUGUUUUACUAAUAACCUACAUUAAAAAGAAAAAAACCAAAAAACAAAAUUGGGCAACUUUUUGAUGUGCAGAUUCUACACUUACCAUCCUGGACCUAAGUUUUUCUAAAAAUUCCUAGUCUAUGUUAUCAAUAACGUGAAAAUAUUAAAAGUUAAUUCAUUUUACCAACACAUAGUAUUACUAUUAAAAUAUAAAUUAGAUGUCAUAUAAUAUCAAGAGCUCUUCUUUCUUUUGAGUCUAGGGCUUGCUUUUUCAACCUUACAGUGAAAGAAGACAAGACAUGUAUAUGUUAUAAUAUAUAGAACAAGAGAAUUGAGACAUUUUGAGGGGGACCUUUAAACCCCCUUUGCCUGCUCUUAUAGACGUAGUGCUAGUUAUCCCAUAUCAAAAGUUUGCACUUUGUUCAUUUUAAAUAUUAUCUGCAUGGUUUUAUUGAGUUUUCCUUUUUUUCAUAUUUAAUUAUUCCCCUUUCUACUUUGCUGCACUAUUAUCAAGGCUCAUAAUCCUUAAACAUUUUUUAUUUAAAAUAUUUCUUACUGGAAAUGUGUCUAAAUUCUAUUCAAAUCCAGUGGUUGGAAUCAGUUUAUUUCCCUAGAAACUCAUGUUCCUGGGAAAUGUGACACAUGAAGAAAAGGAGUUUCCCUUAUUCUUUGUGUUUCUAAUACUUAGCACAAAGCUUGAAAUACAAUAGGGUUCAGCUGCCUUAAAUCCUUACUGGUAUGGCAAACAUAUUCAUGGAAUAAAGGAAAAUGGUUAGGUAUUCAUACAUGAUUAAGUAUUAUAAAUGUUUGUUGGACACUGAUCCUAAGACUCUGAGACUACUUAACCCUUAUUAUCAAGUAUAUAUCAAAUACAUAUUAAAGCAAGCAAGCAGCUUUUAUUAUUAUUAUGGAGGACUUAAUUUUGCUUUCCUUUUAUUCCUGCCUCCAGGGUCAACUAAUAAUAACUGUCAGCACUUAAGCACUCAAUUUGCUGUUGAAUUUGAACUAUAAUGUUCUUACUCAUAUUGAGAAAUACUUUUGUGCUCAAAGGUGUAGUAGCAAAGUUGUUGUCCAUAGUUAGAUUACUGAUUCAGUUUCACUGCUGCCACACAGAUCUUUGAGCCUCAGUCUUGCCCAUUAAAAUAGCCAAUGGGAAGCCUAGCAUGGUGGUACAUGCCUGAAGUCCUAGCAUUUGGGAGAUGGAGGUAGGAAGAUCAAGAGUUUGAGGCCAGCAUGGGUUGUAUAGUGAGUUCAAGGGUAGCCUGGGCUAUGUAGGGAGACCUUGUCUCUAAAAAAAAGAAUGACCAGUGGGAGAAGACCACUGAUAAGAGUUCACUGCUAGUUUUGGUUCUCCUCAACAUUAACCAACCGAUGUUACUGUGUGUUUAUUAUGUCACCCAUAGUAAGAUUAGACUUGUCAGAUGAAAUCAUGAUAAUUUCAAAGGUGAUUUAUUUUCAGUCUAGUAGUAGAAAAACAAAAUGAACUGAUUUUUUUUUUCUUGAAAGCCUUGGGAAUUCUUAAACUGGUGUGAGUAAGAAGCAGUACCAUCCACCUACUUUUACAGAUUCUCCCAGUUUGAAAUGGUAAUUUUAACUGUUUUAAUGAUUAUUAUA